AAAGCAUCCGACCCUAAUGCAACGUGAUGAGUACUCGAGCCGCAGUCCUCCCACUCCUUCGGGGAUCGAUAACCUUAGAUGAAGCCUUGGACCAGGAAGAAGAUAUGCUGCUCGAGCUAUCCUUCCCCAAGUCCCGAAUGGAGUUCUUCGUAUCUCUAUACAGCCGCCGCCAAGAUAUCGCAAUGCUCGUCGCGGACCAUCUACAAUCAAGUCGAUGGGAGCAGUGCUUCGUGGAAGAGGUCAAGGAGUGGAUCCACGGCAGUUUCAACGUCUGCAUCCCGGUUCGGAUCGAAAGUCGGACAAAGCAGUCGCCCAAACGCGUGAUGAUCCGAUUCCCUCUACCGUACAAAGUAGGCGAGGCUUUAAAUCCAGGCAAUCUUGACAUCCCGAUUCCUCGGCUGUGGGGGUUUGGGUUCCCUGGUGGUCAGACUUUCAGUAUACCCAAACACAUGUCUUUCAUGGCGAAGAUUUUCUGGUACGCCAAGCGAUGCGUGUCGUGGCUGUUGGACCGUCCUUUGCCCUGCCCAUAUAUCAGCCACCGUCGACAACACAUACUAGACCACGGCUACCUCGUCAUGGACUACAUCGACGAGCCAGGAGUUCAAAUGCUAUCGGAAACCUGGAACAAACUUUCACACGCUGGCGACAGAACAACCAACCUGUACCGGGACUUAUCCCGCAUAAUGUUGUCUUUGAGCCAACUCCCACUCCUCCGUAUCGGCUCUUGGACGAUCGACACAAACGGAGUCCUGCAACUGACCAACCGUCCGCUCACCCUUCGCCUGCAUCAGUUGGAGAAUGCUGGGAUUCCUACCAAUGUGGACCGCAACUUGACUUAUACUUCCGCUGAUUCCUACUACCAUGAUAUUCUAUCCUGCCACGACAGCCGUCUACGACAUCAACCCAACUCGAUGCAUGAUGAGGACGACGGACGCGCCCAAAUGGCGAAUUUGACCAUGAUGCGGGCGCUUCUUCCGCACUUCACCGACCUCCAUCAAAGCAACAUCUUUGUCGACAAGGACUGGCACAUCAGAUACCUGAUUGACCUGGAGUGGACGUGCUCUCUGCCAGUGGAGACUUUACGUCCCCCGUACUGGCUGACCGGCCGGCCCGUUGACGACAUCCUCGGGGAACAUCUCAACACAUUCAACGAGGCCCACGGCAAGUUCGUGGACAUAUUUCAGGAGGAAGAGAAGCGUUACCCACCUCUCUUCAAUGUCUCCGCCUAUCGGACAAACACCAUGAGGCGAGGGUGGGGAGUUGGGAAUUUCUGGUACUUCCAUGCCUUGGAUAGUCCCAAAGGUCUAUUCAAUAUUUUCAGAGACCAUAUUCAGCCCAGGUUUUCAGCAUCUCAGAGCGAUGAUCCCACCGGCUUCUCGAGAAUAGUAUCUCAGUACUGGUCAGUGGAUACGAAGGCUCUCAUUGGAGAGAAAUCUCCUGUAAACCAAGAUCUAUACCUGGAACAUCAAACACGCGGCAAACAAACAACUCCGACAUGCCAACCACCACCUCAUCCUCCCCCAUCCUGCCUUUUCCCCUCUCGCGCCACCACACGCCCCGUAUACCGCGUCAUGAUCCGAUCCGCCAGCUCCGCAUUCGAGCCCCCCUCGUCCCCGCUCACCUCUCCCUCGGAGUCCGACACUUCCUCCGCGUACACCCGCGGCUCGGGCACCGGGCCCGCCCGAGGAUCCUCAGCGCGCAUAGGCCGUGCCUCACGCUCAUAG
Aspergillus fijiensis CBS 313.89 is the source of this 1724-nucleotide messenger RNA. RefSeq lists its product as uncharacterized. The transcript has 4 exons. The record is from RefSeq and is a predicted model, not a curated record. NCBI's taxonomy places the organism in Eukaryota, Fungi, Ascomycota, Eurotiomycetes, Eurotiales, Aspergillaceae. Bases 27 to 1724 code for a protein of 565 amino acids.